Molecule: messenger RNA, 3886 nt
Organism: Pangasianodon hypophthalmus (striped catfish)
Lineage: Eukaryota; Metazoa; Chordata; Actinopteri; Siluriformes; Pangasiidae
Exons: 1
Coding region: 1862-2842 (326 amino acids)
Source: RefSeq, a predicted model, not a curated record
CAGUACAUACAGUAUAUACAAUGGCCUAAAAUUUCACUGACUUGUAGUGGCCAAAUGGUUUGGGCAAUCAAAAUUAACUUAGUAUGUUUUUGUCAGCAAGCUCUCUACUUGCUAUAUUACAUAUUUUAUGCUUCUCAGAUAAAGGGCCUAGGACUAGUUUAAAAAGUUUUUUUUUUUUUAAUUAAAGAUGGCAGAAAGUAUGUCAGCCAAAACCGUAUGGCAAAAUGAUGCAGGAGGACUCUUGUAUUCUGCUGAUAUAAUAGUUUUACUCUAUUCCCUACAGUUGUGAAGAUAUAAACCAAAAGAUAAAUUCAUAUAUUACAGCAUCCCCUUCAGGUGGAAAUGUGUCAUUUACUUUGCCUGAGUAAGGGGUGUGAUGUGGGAUCUAACUGCCAAAUUUGGUGGCAAUAUGUCAAUGAUAACACUGUGUUAUAGCUGUUUAAAUAAAUUGGCCUCCACCUCAAUAGAAAAUGAUUGACAUGUGGUGGCCAUAUUGUUUUGAUAAUUAUUAAGUUUUACACUCUGUCCAGAAAAAAGGCCAAACCAUUGGGAUAGCGUAUACAGCAUAUACAGUUAAAAAAAAAAACUUAGACAUGAUCAAUACAGGAGAAUAAAAACAGUACCCAUAUGAAAAAUAAACAGAAGUUUGCCACAAAAUGGAAAGACAAAGAGAGAUUGCAUGAUAAGAGUUAGUGGCAGAAUGAAAAAAAACUUAAAUAAGACUGUUCAUGGGAUUGUAAUGUCAAGAGACUCCAUCUUUUCUCACUGAACACUUUAUUAGGAACACCUACACAUUCAUGCAAUUAUCUAAUCAGCCAAUCAUGUGGCUGCAUAAAAUCAUGCAGAUACGGGCCAACAGCUUCGGGUCAUAUUCACAUUAAUAAUCAGGACGGGGAAAAAAUGUGAUCUCUGUGAUUUUGACCGUGGCAUGAUUGUUGAUGACAGAUGGACUGGAUUGAUUAUUUCUAUAACUGCUGAUCUCCUGGGAUUUUCACACACAACAGUCUCUAGAGUUUACUCAGAGUGGUGCAAUAAAGAAAAACUAUCCAGUGAGCAGCAGAUGGAAACGCCUUGUUGAUGAGAGAGGUCAACGGAGAAUGGCCAGACUGGUUCAAGCUGACACAAAGGCUACAGUAACUCAGAUAACCACUCUUUACAUUUGUAAUAAGCAGAAAAAUUCAAUUUAACACCUUUGGGAUGUGGUAGAAUGGGAGAUUCAUAGCAUGAAAGUGCCCCUAAAACAUCUGCAGGAAUUGCCUGAUGCAAUCAUCUCAACAUGGACCAGAAUCUCAAAGGAGUGUUUCCAACAUCUUGUGGAAUGCAUGCCACUAAGAAUUUAAACUGUUUUGAGAGUAAAUGUGGCUUCGCUAAAGUUCAUGACCUCCCUCUCAGACCCAGUAAAUCUCCUUUGGCAGUGGCAGCGUUAGACGGAAGACCUCUGGGCGCCGGUCAGGUCCAAUACACCACCAAUGACAUCUGCCUGACUACUGGCGCCAUGCACUCAGAAACCGUUUCUACAUCAUACAAGCUCCCAAUAACCCAGUUAUUCUUGGACUACCCUGGCUUCAGCUCCACAAACCACAGAUCUCAUGGACUGAGGGUCAAAUCACUCACUGGUCGGCCAAGUGUUUUGCACAGUGUCUUCAGACCCUAGAACCGACAUCACUUGAAGCAGCCAUCGUCAAGAUGGACCCCUUGCCUUCAGCCAAUCUUCCUUUGGAGUAUGCUGAUCUAGCUAAGGCAUUCAGCAGGUCCAACGCCACCCAACUAAAGCCACAUCGGCCUAGCGACUGUGCCAUCAAGCUGCUCCCUGGUUCCACACCGCAGAAUCUUUCCUCCUUCACAACCAGAAACUGAAGCCAUGAAAGCCUACAUAGAAGAAGAACUGGCUAAGGGCUUCAUCGUUCCAUCUACGUCUCCUGCUUCCGCCGGAUUCUUCUUUGUCAAAAAGAGAGAUGGGGGUCUUUGGCCCUGUAUUGAUUAUAGAGGCUUAAACGAAAUAACUGUCAAGUUCCGGUACCCUUUACCUCUAGUUCCACCAGCUCUGGAGCAGCUUCGCUCCGCCACAUAUUUCACCAAGCUCGAUCUGCGCAAUGCCUACAAUCUGAUUUGCAUAAAGGAGGGGGACGAGUGGAAGACUGCCUUCUCCACCACUUCUGGGCACUAUGAGUACCGGGUCAUGCCGUUCGGGCUCGUCAACAGUCCCUCAGUCUUCCAAGCAUUCAUAAACGAUGUAUUCCGUGACAUGCUCAAUAAAUGGGUCAUCGUUUACAUGGAUGACAUUCUCAUUUACUCUGACGCUCCUGAAACACACAUUCACCAUGUCCGAGCCAUUCUACAACAUUUGAUCUCCCACCAGUUAUAUGCUAAAGCAGAGAAAUGUGAGACUUCCACCACGUUCCUGGGAUAUCUGGUCAGUCCUGAGGAAGUGGCGAUGGAUGAUCGCAAAGUGCAGGCCGUCCUGAACUGGCCCCAACCUACGACUGUCAAGGAGAUGCAGAGGUUCCUUGGAUUUGCUAACUUUUACAGACGUUUCAUCAGAGACUUCAGCUCCAUCGCAGCCCCCAUGACUUCAAUGACUAAGAGGAGGGGAGGUCAAUUAUCCUGGUCGCCCGUAGCUGACAGAGCCUUUAAUCACCUCAAGGAACGUUUCUCCACUGCACCUAUACUCCAUCACCCUGAUCCUGAGCGCGAGUUUAUAGUGGAGGUAGAUGCCUCCAGCACAGGCAUCGGGGCCGUUCUUUCGCAAUGUCAUGGCAGUCCACCCAAAUGGGCAAACCGAGCACCUCAAUCAAGAGAUCACUCGCUUUCUAAUAUCCUACUGUCACCGCAAUUAAGCUGAUUGGGCAAUUAAGCUGAUAUCUGUUUUGGGCAGAAUACACACAAAAUUCCCUGCACAAACAAUCCACCGGGCUUACACCCUUCCGAUGCGUGCUUGGGUUCCAACCACCUCUCUUUCCCUGGUCCAGGGAGCCCACAGAAUUACCCGCAUUUAAUGACUGGCUCAGGAAGAGUGAAACUACCUGGAGCGAGGCCCAUACUCAUCUCCAACGUGCCAUCAGGAGACAGGAGGAACAAGCAGAUCACCACCGACGUCUCAACCCUGAGUAUGUCCCGGGAUCGUGGGUCCGGCUCUCCACUCGAGACCUCCGGCUCUGACUACCCUGCCGCAAACUCAGUCCCAGGUACGUGGGUCCAUUCAAAGUCGUUAAACAAAUAACCCCCGUUUCUAACCAUUUGGCCUUACCUCCACAAUAUCGUAUCUCACCCACUUUUCAUGUCUCUCUGCUCAAGGCCACUGGUGCUCCGAGAAGGGCGGAUGACCUAGAUGAGCCCCGGAACCAGGGACCCCCUCCCCUUCCUCUCAUCAUCGACCAUGAAGAGGCAUAUCAGGUUCAGGAGAUCUUAAACUCUCGGCGCCGGGGAGGAGUCCUGCAAUAUCUCGUGGACUGGGAGGGGUAUAGACCGGAGGAGAGAUCCUGGGUCAAUGCCAAGGACAUUCUUGACCCGUCUCUUACUACUGACUUCCACAGGACUCAUCCGGAUAAACCGGGUCCUCGUCCUUGCGGAAGACCCCGGCGUUGUUUGCCUUCUCACGUCAGGAGCCUCUCGCAGGGAGGGGGCUCUGUAACGAAUCCGGCCUCUGUGGUUCCCCCUGAUCGUCACCAGAGGUCUUGUUUUGCCCCAGCUGACAUUUCUGAGUGUUUCUACCUUCUUUGUUGGAUUACCGUGUUUUGACCUUGGACUGUUUUCUCUCGUUUCUGGAUUCUUUGCUGCCUGCCCUGAUCAUCUGCCUGUCUGAUUACUCUGCCUUUGUCUCACCUCUGAUUACCCUGUUUGCUGUUGCUCAACCACACCUGUAUGACUGUGUCUGCCUUUUAUUAAA